This is a messenger RNA of Paramuricea clavata, 3576 nucleotides long. Lineage: Eukaryota; Metazoa; Cnidaria; Anthozoa; Malacalcyonacea; Plexauridae. The record is from the annotation of a GenBank genome assembly.
CCCGUGAAGGUUCAACGGUUUACGUCGACGGCACAGGAACAGCAUCGUCUCCAUAUACUUGCGAAUCUUUUGAUGCAAAACAUUCCGGAGUAUUGCUGGAAAAAAGUGUAUCAGUUAUCGGGAUCAAUUCACCUGCGCAUAUUUCAUGUGACCAUGGCAACAACUGGUUAGUGAAUGGAGCUGGGGCGGUAAACAAAAAUAAACUUCGUGUGCUGUUUAACAACCUUGCCUUCCAGAACACCUCCGUUCAACUACUUGAUGCUUCGUUAUAUGUUAAAGAUUGUGUGUUCAACAGGACAGAAGCAACGGCGAUUAGUAUCUCGCUUGUUAAUCAACCUCGCUUCAAACUUUCAUUGGACAGUGUCGUGUUCGAACAAAAUAAAGCGUGUUUGCUACUGACAAGCAAAACGAAUAAGCGAAACAAAAUAUUCGUUAGCAUAACCAACUCUAACAUAAAAUCAAAUGGAUUGAAAAACCUAAAUAUCUUCAGAGGACAGGAUUCAAUUUUUUUCUUUAACGGUAGCAAUGAUAAGAUUGAGAUUACAAUAAACAACAGCAGUUUCGUUGGGAAUUUUCUUCAAACUAAGUCAACUAACGAAAGACAUGGUGAUUUGAUUCAUGUGGAAAACGAACUUGGGGAAUGCAAUGUUUCAGUUCAACACAGUCAGUUCGAAAAUAACGGAUUGCACGAAACUACAUCGCAAACAAACAACUUGUUUUUCCUAAAAUCCUCCAUUCUCUUCGCUACAGUACGCUCGUCACACGUUGUAAAAAGCAAGUCUGCACGUUUUCUUUACUCUAUGGGAAAAUCCAGCCAUAUUUCGGUUCACAAUACUACAUUCCGAAAUUUUACCAUACUAGAGAAAGACUUUCAUAACGGAGGGGUAUUUUCCAUCAACGCAUUGAAGACAUGCUAUUUAUUUAUUCAAGAUUGUUUUAUAAACAAGGGUGAAAUAACAACGGAUAUCAAUGGUGGAAUUGCCUAUGUUGACGCGUUGAAUGUUAAUAUAACAAUUCAAAGUUCUUUUGUAGGUCAUGUUACUACCAAUGGUAAUGGAGGGGUAUUUCACAUCGAAGAAGUAGAUACAGCACAGCUAUUGUUAGGAAGCCAGUUGACUUUCUUUACAAGUGAUACUCAGUUUCAUUUUAACCAAGCUGAUGCCCGCGGCGGAGUUUUAUUUGCAUCCUCUAGAGACAUUACAACGUUAACAUUCCACAAUGUUUCAUUUGUGAAAAAUAAAUCAAAAAUGGACGGAUCAACCAUUUGCCUAUACGACCACUCGUCUCUUAAGAAAUCAUACUUAUCUUUAGAUUUUACGGAUACUUUAUUUCUUCAAAAUCAAGCAGCUCGGCAAAAUCAAGCAGCUCGUGGUGUGAUAUAUUUUGAUACAAGUGAUGUCACUGUCGUGAACCUUCAUAAUGUUUCGUUCGUAAGAAAUCGAGCUUUUGCUGGAGGUGCUAUUUAUGCUCAAAAUAUAAAUGCGUCUUUAUUCAAAUUCAUUGUCACCGAGAGUAGUUUUAUCGGCAAUAAUGUGGCUCUAGGAGGUAGCGGUGGAGCAAUCAACGUUGUAUUUUGGUCAAACGAAUCCACUAUGGUUUUAAACAGCUCUGUUUUUAUACAAAACAAGGCAAUAGGUUCACAUGGAGGAGCUAUUUUCAUUGGAAUCAAUCCAAAGCACUUUGCAAACGUUUAUAUCGUUAACUGUACAUUUGAGAAUAAUUCUGCUACAUAUGGCGGAGCUGUGGCUGUUCCUCAGCAUAGCCAAAUAAUGCUCAUUUGCAAAGAUUCAGUAUUUAAAAGUAACGAAGUGUUCAACUUGAAAAUAAACAUUCAUGUAAUAGUGUACAACCCAUUCUACACUGCUUAUGGUGGGGCUGUGUUCCUCUCUGUAACCAAUUCAACAAUUAGUUUUAUGAAUACAUCAUUCAUGAACAACAUAUGCAGUGCCAAUCAAGGAGGUGCUGUGUAUAUCGAAACGAGUAACUCAACCACAUUCAAUGUUACCAACACAUUGUUCAUGAACAAUACCGCAUUGAAUGAUUUAGGGGGAGCUAUAGCUCUGGUUAUGGCAGAGGACCAAAUACAAGACUCCGGUUGCCUGGAUCCAGUCACCCCCGUACAUCAACGUUCAUGGACUUGCUUAAACAGGGCAAGUUUUCAAAAUGUUACGUUCAUUGGCAACAUUGCAUUUAGUGGAAGUGCUUUAUUCGUGAUAAAUGGUGAAAUGGUCCUCAAUAACUGCUGGUUUGUGAACAACUUUGCCUUGGCUCAAGCAGGUCAUCUCAGCACUGAUGGUUCGAACAACCUUACCAUACACAACACUAUUUUCCGUCAAACAUCCGGCAGCGUUUUAGCAAACAAAAUCGAGUUUCAAUUUACGUCCUUCAUACAAACGUUUAGCGGUGGUCCGCUAAACAUUCGAAAUUCAACGUUUGAUCAGCGUAUCAUAUUUGAUGAUCACCCUCUCAUUGUGGUCAGUCUAGGUGGUGAUAUUGAUCUUGACAAAUUUACAUCCGUGUCGUGUGCUGUGGGUUCGAACAUUACCAAAACAGACGCAUCAUUUACAAAAUGGGAAAGUCCACUUUGCAACAGACGAUUUCGUUCCCUACGUUUGUCGUGCAAGCAAUGUGAGUCCAAAUAUUACUCAUUACAAAGAGGAAACAUCAAAGGUCUUGAAGAGAUGAAUAAUUUUAAGUGCAAUUCUUGUCCACGGGGUGCUGAUUGUCUUCCAACAAUUAAAUCAAAACCAAAUUUUUGGGGAUAUUUUGAAUCAUACUAUCCACCAACAUUAGCGUUCACGUUUUGCCCCGUUGGGUACUGCAAAUCACCAGAUCGCAAUACUAAAGAAUACAACAAAUGCCACGGACAUCGUACAGGUGUGAUGUGCGGUUCCUGCUCUGAUGAAUACACCGAAGAACUCUUUUCUACAAAAUGUCAUUUGGCUGAGGAUUGUAACGACCACUGGUUUUGGGUGGCUUUUGCGCGUUGGUUUUUAUUUUGGCCUCUUUUCUUGUUUUUAAAAUUCCUGCGCCUGAAUUUGUGAUAAAUCAAACUUUAUGGUUUAGGAGGUCUGUUUCUACUCGUACGGACUCAAAUAAUCAGGACAGUUCAAACACCUUUACAACAAAUGAAGAUGAACAACAAAGCACAAGGGAUAUUAGCGAACAAUCUGAAGAAUCUACCUCUCUGCCUCCCACUCAGGAAAUAAGAAACGAGCAAAAUCAAACCUCUGGAUUUUUAGAAAUUAUCUUUUAUUACUACCAGAUCGCAUACUUGCUUCUUAAUUCUUACUGGCUUGAGCAGUUGCUAAGUACGAAAUUCGUAACAACCGUUGUAGCAUUGUUCAAUUUUCGACCUAACACCUCUGGACUGGGCUUAACAUGUCCAUUUCCCGGCCUUACACCUUUGACGAAAAAGAUUUUUGAAAUUUCACCUGUCUUUGCUACACUGGUCGCCAUUUGGAUAAUUUUUGGAAUUCGCUGUACUAUUUCUCUUAUACGUCGAAGACGACCAUCUCCCCAAACCUCUUUUCUUCCGCCGUAUCUUGCCGCCACCAUAGAAACGUUGUUACUCGG